AUGCGUGGUAACGUCAACGCACGCAUCCACACGGACACAUUUGCUAUCUCGGAGCUUCGAUUCGGUGGAAAGACAGACGUUAGCAGUGCGGAGGAAAAGACUGAUCUUGAUCCUGAAACAACUUCGCGCUCACUUGGAACGGACUUGGCAUGA
Molecule: messenger RNA, 153 nt
Organism: Coprinopsis cinerea okayama7#130
Lineage: Eukaryota; Fungi; Basidiomycota; Agaricomycetes; Agaricales; Psathyrellaceae
Exons: 1
Coding region: 1-153 (50 amino acids)
Source: RefSeq, a predicted model, not a curated record